Molecule: messenger RNA, 434 nt
Organism: Bactrocera oleae (olive fruit fly)
Lineage: Eukaryota; Metazoa; Arthropoda; Insecta; Diptera; Tephritidae
Source: RefSeq, a predicted model, not a curated record
UUGACAAUUUGUUUACAUUCUGUGUUCAAAUGGAGAAUAAAGUGUAUAAAAAACGAAAUUCGUGGAGUGAAAGGAGAGAAGCCCUACUAAUUGAGUGGUGGGAAGCAAUAGUUGGUGCGCUUCGAGGGCCAAGAAAAAAUAGCCACAUAUUGGAGGAAAUGGCAGUGGAGCUGCAGCAGCAAGGUGUCACCUUCACGGCGGCAGAAGUCAAAACGAAGAUGCACAAUCUGUCGCAAAGAUUUAGGAAGGAGAAAACAGCAGUCGGUUCAACUGGCGGUUCCUCCUCGCAGUGGCCUUUAUUUAAAAAAAUGAGCGCAAUAUUGUCGCCAUAUAAAAGCUACAACACAGAGAGCUUAGUGGAGGAAAGCUUUCAAAGAAAGAGACAUGUGUUUUUUAUUGAAUAUACUAGAUGCUAGAGCAACAUCAUUUCGCGA